AUGGCAGGAGGUGAUGUACAUGACAUUGGGGCAGACACUCCUGCAGACACAGGCGCACAGGCUGCUGAGGAUGAGCCUAAGGGAUUUCCGGGUGGUCCGAGGGACCCAUCUGUGCUAACCAAGUAUGCGAAUCACGUUGCAGGCAGUGUAUGGAUGGGAGAGGAGCUUCCUGAGUUAAAGCUAACCUCUCACGGGAGGAAGGUGCAUAGUUUAGGCAGGUCUGUCCCUGCCAUUGACGGGCUAGCUGCUGGGACAGGACUAAGUCCUCUAAUCGCGUGUUCGGUAGAGAUUGGCGAUCGGGGACUUUUGUCAUCGUUUGUCGAGCGGUGGCACCGGGAGACGUCUAGUUUCCAUCUCCCUACGGGAGAGAUGUUGGUGGACUUAUUGAUGGUCUCUGCAGAGGCUGCCAGGGCUGAGACAGGGCAGUGUCGUGGACCGUACGUAUGCCUACAAUGGGUAUGUGAUAUUUAUGAGCGCCGAUGCCAUGCAAGUCAUUGGACAGUUGCGGCUCGUGCGUAUCUUCUUCAUCUUCUGGGUUGGACUCUGUUUGCUAACAAGAGUGCAACCAAUGUUCAUGUUGUGCUUUUGGAGGCCCUUCGUGACCUCAGUCAGACCGGGAGGUGGAUUGCUACGAAGAAGAUCGUGAAGAGCAUAUGUACACCAGCGUAUAGGGAGCGCUUGGACCGACUCCGGAUUCCGGAUGGGCCCGUUGCUGUGUAUUACCGACCAAAGAGGGUCAUGCAGCUGUUUGGAUACACCCAGACUAUUCCUGCUCUGCCUGUCAAUUCAUGGGUGUCGUAUGAUGAUAUACACGAUAGGUGGAUGCACUAUUCGGAUCAUAUGGUUGCAGCAGGUGAGGCAUCAGAUCCUCUGCCAGAUGGUCAUGCUUUGCAGCCCCGAGUCAUCCCUCAGGUCCCAGAGACAAAUAUCCCUCACGUGCCAAAGCCAGGAGCACCAUCGAUAUCUGCGAGGCCCGCUGUGGAUGAGCCUGGACAUGCAGUGGAAGUUUGCUAUGGGAUUGCUGAGAGGUUGGAGCGCCAUCUGAGCCUAGGGGUGGUCAUGCCAGGCUCAUCGAAAUUUCACAGCCAAUUAACACAAAUGUAG
Glycine soja is the source of this 1104-nucleotide messenger RNA. RefSeq lists its product as uncharacterized. The record is from RefSeq and is a predicted model, not a curated record. Lineage: Eukaryota; Viridiplantae; Streptophyta; Magnoliopsida; Fabales; Fabaceae. The transcript has 7 exons. Bases 1 to 1104 code for a protein of 367 amino acids.